Molecule: messenger RNA, 4575 nt
Organism: Xiphophorus hellerii (green swordtail)
Lineage: Eukaryota; Metazoa; Chordata; Actinopteri; Cyprinodontiformes; Poeciliidae
Product: coiled-coil domain-containing protein 85C-A-like
Exons: 5
Coding region: 153-1154 (333 amino acids)
Cellular component (GO): apical junction complex
Source: RefSeq, a predicted model, not a curated record
AGCAACAAAUUCUGAUCUGGGAUGUUGGGAACUCUGUGUUUUUCCUCUGCCGGUUCUGGUUCUGUUCCUUCCGCAGGAUGGGUUUUAUCAUAACUUAGCUGUUCCAGACCUGUUGGAGGACUGCUUGCUCGUUUCAACAUACCGGUUCGGACAUGGAGGACCUGAUCCGGCUCUCCGACCAGGACCUGCAGAGGUUCGGUAAGGAGGACCUGAUCCGGACGCUGCGGGCUCUGCAGAACCGCAGCACGGACGUGAUGCUGGAGCACGGGAAGCUGAUGAAGGACGUGAACCGCAGCCUGCAGGUCCACCUCCAGGAGAUCCGGAGCUUGAAGGAGGUGAACCAGAAGCUGCAGGAGGACAACCAGGAGCUGCGGGAGCUCUGCUGCUUCCUGGACGACGACCGGCAGAAGGACCGGAAGGUGUCCCGCGAGUGGCAGCGCUUCGGCCGCUACACGGCCGGCGUGCUGUGGCGGGAGCUGGGGCUGUACCAGCAGAAGCUGACCGAGCUGGAGGCCGGGCAGGAGACGCUGCGGGCGGAGAACGCCGAGCUCAAGGAGAUCGUCCUCAUGCUGGACGAGGAGAGGAGCGGAGCCGGGUCCCGGAGCUCCAUCGACAGCCAGUCCAGCCUGAGCGGACCGGUGCCGCCCCGGGACGGAGGCGACGGGAGCAGCGGGGGGAGUCCGGACCACCAGACCGCCUACCUGAAGGGCUGCGGGGGGAAGGCGGGCCCGCUGAGGCGGUCCGUGGACGAUCUGUCAGCUCAUGGAGGCACCGCUGAGUUCCGAUCAGAUAUAUCAGAGUGCUACAUCAGAGAGCUAGAGAACAAGGUGAGGACCCUGGAGGAUGAAAAGAAACUGCUGACAAUGCAGAACCAUCCUCGGACUCCCAGUGGAGAACUGUCCCCUACGGGGUUCUACCUGCCUCUGGCACAGAAACCCGAAGCUGUAGUCCAUGCCAUGAAGGUGCUGGAGGUCCAUGACAAGCUGGACAGUCAGAACUCGAGGGAAUUCGAUGAAGACCUCAACGAUAAGGAGAAAGCCAUCGUCAGAGAGAUGUGCAACGUGGUUUGGAGAAAGCUGGGCGACACUGCUGGUUCAAAGCUCUCUGUUCGACAGCAGCUACUAGGAAACCAGCUCCAAGGUCCGGUCCAGUAGGAGAACCCACCAUCAAACCCUCAGCAUGAUCCUCAAACGGAAGCAGCAGAGAAAAAUGGGCACACCUUUUACUACACAAAUGCACAAAGUUUCAAUAGUCCUGGACAGGAUGCUGAAACGGCUCACUGAUGCCACCAUGUGGAUUUACGGUGUAAAUACAGUUUUAAAUCAGCAAAUUUUCGGUUUUAUGUAGCAGAUCCAUCCACAGUCUUCCACUUUCCUGAUAUCUUAGAGAUAACCGGUCCAAAGCGUCCUUCUCCCCACCGACUCCAGAUCACUUGGGGAGAUCGACUCCAGAUCACUUGGGGAGAUCGACUCCAGAUCACUUGGGGAUCCCUUCAUUGAGUUCUGGGCGCGAGUUCGUGUCUCCCUUCAUCUCUAACGACGACAUUCUGCUCUACAACUCUGAAUUUCCCUAGCUUUUUACCAAGCUAGCCGAUUUCAGUCUAGCUUGGUAAAAAAAAAAAAACAACAAAAACAGCGCUUUGCUUCCUACAAAGGGCCUGAGCCAUCGGCGGCUAUUUAGAAACGAUUGCUAAUCGCUAACGGUCGGCCGUGACGUAUGUAAAGCGCCGGUAUCGCCCCUAUGAAUUUAUCGGGAGUUGCUCGCGUUGUAAACAAUCGUCUUCCACUGCGAAGAGAAAAGCAUCGAGCUGAACGAGAUGGCUGUGAAUGUUAGUUUAAUAUUUGGGACCGUGGCCAACACGGACUGAACGGCUCCGUUCACUCCAUCCGCUAAAACUACAGACUACAACAGCGCAGAAAAUCGACGUCAUCGUUCUCAACUUCUUCUGUUCGCUGAUUGGCCGGUUGGAACGCUAAAUUCUAAACCCGAAGCUUCAUUUUUCAGCUCCACAGACUGGAGAAUUGUAUUCAUGAAGAGACAAAGCUGUGAUUUAUCUGCCUGUUUUCUGCGCCACCCUGCAAUCACGCAGAACCAAAGCAUUCCCUGGGUUUCCACAGUCCAGGGUGAUGUCGGCUAGUCCGGCGCCGCCAUUUUGUUUGACAUUUUCUACUUGCUUGGGCUUUGACAACAAAAUAUUAGGGCCAGACUAAGAUUUUUUUUAUUCUUAAUUACGAGAAUUAAGUCACAAUUUUAGGGAAAUUAAGUAGUAAUUAAAUUUUUUUUAAAUAAAAAUACCUAACCCAAACUUUUUUUCUAAUAAAAGUUUUUUUGUUUUUGUUUUUAAAACUUCCCUGCUAAUAUCAUGACUGUAUAUUCUCAUAAUUAAACAAAGAUUCUGGUAGCCUGGCCUUAAUACUCACAGAAGGGAGAAAAACCCCCACUUUUUUGUCAUUUAUAAUUUCCUUUCUUUUCUUUUCUUUUCUUUUUUUUUUUAUAAAAGAAAGCAAGGGAAAAAAUCAAAUUGGAAAUUGGAUCUGGUAAAAAAUUGGAGAUUAAUUUUCAUACCAUAUCACCCAGCCUUACGCAGAAACAACACACUCUCUGGCCACUUUAUUAGGUACAACUUUUCAGUUGCAUGCAGAGGAGAAUGGACAGAGAGUGUUGAGAUAGAAAGGCGAUAUUAGGUUGAAUAAUUGCUUAUUACUUCAGCGAAUAUACCCAGAAGGAGAUUUCCACCUUUAAGUCUCAACAGAAUCACAUCUUUAGCAAACAUGAUGAACUGUACCAGCCAUGCUGCAGUCUUUCCUUCCAUCUUGGCACAAUGUUUGGCAUCUUCCUGUUGUUUGCUGCUGCAUGUUGUGUUUUUUAACAGAGCUGGCUAAUGCAUAUCCUCUAAAUAGCAAGGACCUUUAAUUCAUCUACAUCCGAGGACUAUAAAAGCAUGUUUUUGCUUCAAAGUGAUUUAAAAAAAAAAAAUCUCUUCUUAGAAAUUUCAGUUACCUACAGCUGAAAUAAAAUUGCUGUUUAUUGCUUGUUUGUGCAGAACUGAAAUUAGAAGAUGAUGUUAAAAACUCAACAAAAUCAGUGCAAACACUUCCUAAUAAUCCAAUUCUUUACACUGAUUUGUUCUCCAAACUCCUGAACAACCUCAGAUAUAAAUGCCUUACUUUGAGGCUGAGCUGAGUGAGCUAGAGCCUCAUUUAAAGGAGAAAACAGAGGAUCAGUUUUCCCAAAAGUUUGUUAAGUUGAUCCCACUGGUGAUUAAGUGUAUGUACUAUGUGCUGCCUUUCUGUCAGGAGUAGAUAUGCUGACUUAAUGUAGAUUUUACAGCAUAUAUUUCUGUUAAAUAAAUUGAGUUUAGCUGGAUUUUGAACCUGCCCACAGUGAUUCGGAGUUUUCUGUUUAAAAAUACACACAAUGGUUGAAAUUAGGUUUAAUGGUCUGAAAUAAGCGCUUUUAUUUGUAAGUUAAAACCCAGACGAGCACAUUUUAUUGUACGGAUUGGUGGAAAAGAAAAACAUUAGAAACAGCUGGUUUUUGAAUGUGUGUAUGCAGCUGCAGAUGUAUUUUAGCAAACCUGUUAUUCAUGAGAAUAGCUUAAGAAAAUUAAAAUACUUUUAGAUGAAUAUUAAAGUUUUUUUUUUUGUAAAUGUGUGCUGCUUUAUUGCUUGUUUAAAUUGCCAUGUGUGCAGAAAUAUUUAAUUCAGUUUAUUUAUUCAACUUAUAUUCCUGUUUCCUUACACAUGACGCUAUUUUUUCUUUUGCUGCUAAAAAUCUAAAACUGAAAAAUAUCUAAAUAAUUUAACGGAAUCCAAAGUUACAAAAAAAUCAAUAAUAUAAGCAGGUAACAUAACAAAUUGAUGAUCACAGGAACAAAAAAUUCUAAAUGAUGUUGAAAUUAAAUAAGUUCUAGUAUUGACAUUAAAUUAAACUAAAGCAGUAGUUUAAUGCAUGGAUUAAAAAUCUCUUUAUUGCUUUGGCAUCAUUCCCAGAGAGAAUUAAAACAAUAAACUAUGUACUUUUAAUUAAAGAAAAAUAAAUAAAUCUGCUCUUAAUGGACCUUUUCUGUAUGUUUUACGACUCAGACAUACUAACUUUGUUUGUGAGAGGCCAUUUAAAUUGUGGCACAUCUGAGCUUCCAUAUCCACAGGUAGAACGACAUUAUUUCAUAUAUCCCUGAGUUCAUAUUUACUGUUUUCAGUUCAGCCUGUUUGCCUCAUGUGAAAAUAAUAACAGGUGAAUUUGUGAUGAUCUCACUGUAUUUAUUGCACAACACCACUUUACAGACUGCGGGAAUGUAAAUACAGUUUACUGUAGAGAAGUUCUCACCACAAUUAUUUACUUUUGGAACUAAAUGAGUAAGUAAUUACUGAAACUACACCUGAUACUUCUGCUACUACAACAUGUGAUUGUUGGGUUCAGUUUACUUGUUUUUCACCACUUUGACAUGUGAAUGAACAGUCAUGAUGGAUGUUUGGAUCACGCUUAAGGUCAAGGAUGAGGACACUAUCUAUCUCACUCAUCUUAUCACCGGGAAACUGCAAAAACAAUAAAGAUUUACGACGCUCAGGAUCA